This is a messenger RNA of Coccinella septempunctata (seven-spotted ladybird), 1652 nucleotides long. Its product is annotated as zinc finger protein OZF-like. NCBI's taxonomy places the organism in Eukaryota, Metazoa, Arthropoda, Insecta, Coleoptera, Coccinellidae. The coding region runs from base 50 to 1366 and encodes 438 amino acids. Gene Ontology annotation, cellular component: nucleus. The record is from RefSeq and is a predicted model, not a curated record. Gene Ontology annotation, molecular function: DNA-binding transcription activator activity, RNA polymerase II-specific; RNA polymerase II cis-regulatory region sequence-specific DNA binding; zinc ion binding. The transcript is spliced from 2 exons. Gene Ontology annotation, biological process: regulation of transcription by RNA polymerase II.
CAAAUGAACACAGAUUUGAAAAAAAUCGUUUUGUAAUGAAAUACAUGAAAUGAAUGCGGAGAAUAUUCAAGUAUUUCAGAACAAAACACGAAAUUCAAAUGGAAUUUGUAGACUUUGUGGAAGGCAAGACUUGAAACUGAUCAAUAUCAAUUCAGAGGAAGGAUUAAAAAAUGAAUUAUACAACAAAAUUGAAUUGCAUAUACCUAUUAAAUUAAUAGAAUCUACGAAUACAUCUUUUGAAUGCUGUAUGGAGUGUGUAAAGCUGAUUGUUUCUUGGCAUAAUUUUGUACUAAAGGUAUUGGAAACAAAUCAAACAGUGUCCAACUCCACAGCCACAACUGUAUCAAUCAAUGACGAUUCUGAGAAGAGGGAUAUACAAUUAUCAGCUCCCACAAGUCUACAAGCAUUCCCCCAAGAUUCAGAAAAUGAGAUACCAGAAAACAUUUCGAAUGAAUCAGAUUUAAAAUAUGAGAGAGAAAUUAGCGACAAAGAAGUUGGUAUUUGUAAUAACACACGGCAAUCAUUGGAAUUUUCCAAAUAUAAGGAAGAAGUACAUCAGGAAGAUAAAUCUUUCUUUUCUGUACAAUUUGAUACUUGUACUGAAACAUACAAAUCAGAUAAAGUGAGGUGUAAUAUUGAUCAAAAAUAUUCAGAUGAUUCUGAUGGAGAAAAGUGCCAAAAUCCUAUGAAAGAUAAAAUGAAAUCAAUUCGCACCAAGAUUGAUCCUAAAAUUAUUGAUGAAGCAAAGGUUGUUGUUGGUGAUAGGAUCUAUUAUAACUGUAAAGAAUGCGGAAAAAGCUUACUUUCUCCCUAUACUUAUGUUUGGCAUAUGCGCAUCCACACUGGAGAAAGACCAUUCAUGUGUGACUUAUGUGGAAAGCAAUUUCGAGUAUCCCAAGGACUAGUGCGACAUCUUAAAGAAACCCAUAAAAGAAUUAAAAAUUUUCCAUGUGAUUUGUGUGGACGAAUGUUUGCAACAAAAAGGAAUGUAGAAGAACAUCGAAGGAUACAUACAAAUGAAAGACCCUAUGUUUGUGCUUUGUGUAAUAAAAGCUUCAAGCAGAAGGCUUCUCUGUUUGUGCAUAAUCGAACGCAUUCAAAUAAUUUUCCAUUCAAAUGUGAAUAUUGCGAUCAAAGUUUUCGUACAAAACCCCCUUUGUUAAUCCAUGUCACUAAGCACACAGGACAAAAACCAUAUCCUUGUGAUAUUUGUGGGCGUUGCUUCAGAAUCAAGUAUGAGCUGAAACGUCAUAAACUUGUGCAUUCUGAAGAAAAGCCAUAUGUUUGUUCAAGCUGUGGUUUGAGAUUCAAACAAAAGAGGUACCUUAGAAAUCAUUUCAAAACAAACCAUACAAAUGUAACAUGAUUUGGGUAUGCCUCACCCAAAAUUGUGAUCAAGUAACUUAAAUUGUAUCUAUCUUUAUGGAUUUCACAUUAAUUAACCACUGAGUUCAAUGUUCAGUGAACAGUUGUUUGCCAUUUAGUUUUUAUUGAUAAUAUGUCUGUAGUAAAAGUGAAUCUGAAUUUUUCAUAGAUAUAUGAAAAUUUGCUAAGAAAAGCUGACAAGAUUAUAAUUACUGCUUGUAUCAAGUUUGUCAUUUUGUGAGGGUAAAUUGGGUCAUACUCAAAAAAUAAAUUUUUAUUCUCAUCAA